Messenger RNA from Penicillium psychrosexuale, 447 nucleotides. RefSeq lists its product as uncharacterized. The transcript has 2 exons. NCBI's taxonomy places the organism in Eukaryota, Fungi, Ascomycota, Eurotiomycetes, Eurotiales, Aspergillaceae. The coding region runs from base 1 to 447 and encodes 148 amino acids. The record is from RefSeq and is a predicted model, not a curated record.
AUGUAUAACCAAGUGCCCUCUUUCCAACCUGUGCGAUUUAUCCCCUCGGCUGAAAAGGAAGACAUGCUGAAUAGCACUGUGCUAUUUCUCUACGCUGUUGGCCAUCAGCCACUUUCCGAGGGAGGCAACCACUGGUGCCUGUACCUAGGUGUUGGCGAUGGUAGGUCAGUGUGUAUUGAUGCUACGCCAUCUUAUAACGUUCCUGCCAUCAAGAUGCCGGGUGGAUUGAAGGCCUUUAUGCUUAUUAGCCUUUUAUCAUACAUCUACUCGGAACUUGCAGAAAAGGCUGUGAAAAUUCAAGUUCGGACUGGUACCAAAGUGAAGGAUUUCAUCGACUUGCUCCUACAGCACAAUCGCCAUCGGGCCGGGGCUGCAGGUAUUGGACGGACGAUCAAAUUACCCUCUUUCGAAGAUCGGGCCUCGUCGUGGAUCUCUCUCAAAUUAUAG